CGGCGCGGGCGGCGCGGGGAGAGCGCCGAGAGAGACAAGCGGCGGCGGCGGGCGCGGAACGGGCGCACAGACGAUCGAGUGCGAGGCCGCCAGAGCUCCGGCGCGGGGGCUGCCCGUGUGUUCCUGGCCCGGCGUGGCGACUGCUUUCCGGGCUGGCGGGGGCCGGACGUGAGCCCCCGGGCCUCAGCGUUCCUGAGCGCUGCGAGUGUUCACCACUCGCCAGUAAAGUUUGGAGUAGGCAACGCCAAGCCCCAGUCCUUUCUUCUGCUGCUGCCCAGAUCCGAGGGCAGCUCCGGCGUCAUGUCCGCGCUAUUCUGCGAUCCCCGGCGCGCGUGAAGCCUCGGAACCUUGGCGCCGGCUGCGACCCAAGGGAUCGUUCUCUUUUUGGAGUUUUCCUCCGAGCUCAUCGCCUGCUCCAUCUCGACCCACUCUGGGCUCCGGCGCAGCACCGAGCGCAGAGGAGCGCUGCCAUUCAAGUGGCAGCAGCAGCCGCAGCAGCAGCAGCAGCAGCAACAGCAGCAGCAGUAACAACAGCAGCAGCAGUAACAACAGCAGCAGCAGCAGCAGCAGCCUGAGCACAGCUGCCUGGCCCAUUGCAGGUAGCCCAUGGUCUCAGAAGAAGUGUGCAGAUGGGAUUACUGUCCACAUGGAGAUAUGGAAGAGGACCAGGGAUUGGCACUGUGACCAUGGUCAGCUGGGGGCGCUUCAUCUGCCUGGUCUUGGUCACCAUGGCAACCUUAUCCCUGGCCCGGCCCUCCUUCAGUUUAGUUGAGGAGACCACUUUAGAACCAGAAGAGCCACCAACCAAAUACCAAAUCUCCCAACCAGAAGCGUACGUGGUGGCCCCCGGGGAAUCGCUAGAGUUGCAGUGCAUGUUGAAAGAUGCCGCCGUGAUCAGUUGGACUAAGGAUGGGGUGCACUUGGGGCCCAACAAUAGGACAGUGCUUAUUGGGGAGUACCUCCAGAUAAAAGGUGCCACGCCUAGAGACUCCGGCCUCUAUGCUUGUACUGCAGCUAGGACGGUAGACAGUGAAACUUGGUACUUCAUGGUGAAUGUCACAGAUACCAUCUCAUCUGGAGAUGAGGAGGACGACACAGAUAGCUCCGAAGACUUUGUCAGUGAGAACAGGAGCAACCAGAGAGCACCAUACUGGACCAACACAGAAAAGAUGGAGAAGCGGCUCCAUGCAGUCCCUGCUGCCAACACUGUGAAGUUCCGCUGUCCAGCUGGGGGGAAUCCAACACCCACAAUGAGAUGGUUAAAAAACGGGAAGGAGUUUAAACAGGAGCAUCGCAUCGGAGGCUAUAAGGUACGAAACCAGCACUGGAGCCUUAUUAUGGAAAGUGUGGUCCCAUCAGACAAAGGCAAUUACACCUGCCUGGUGGAGAAUGAAUACGGAUCCAUCAACCACACCUACCACCUUGACGUUGUUGAGCGAUCACCACACCGGCCCAUCCUCCAAGCUGGACUGCCUGCAAAUGCCUCCACAGUGGUUGGAGGGGAUGUGGAGUUCGUCUGCAAGGUUUACAGCGACGCCCAGCCCCAUAUCCAGUGGAUCAAGCACGUGGAAAAGAAUGGCAGUAAAUACGGGCCUGAUGGGCUGCCCUACCUCAAGGUGCUGAAGGCUGCCGGUGUUAACACCACGGACAAAGAGAUUGAGGUUCUGUAUAUUCGGAAUGUAACUUUUGAGGAUGCGGGGGAAUAUACGUGCUUGGCGGGUAAUUCUAUCGGGAUAUCCUUUCACUCUGCAUGGUUGACAGUUCUGCCAGCGCCUGUGAGAGAGAAGGAGAUCACAGCUUCCCCAGAUUACCUGGAGAUAGCUAUUUACUGCAUAGGGGUCUUCCUAAUCGCCUGCAUGGUGGUAACAGUCAUCUUUUGCCGAAUGAAAACCACGACCAAGAAGCCAGACUUCAGCAGCCAGCCAGCUGUGCACAAGCUGACCAAGCGCAUCCCCCUGCGGAGACAGGUUUCGGCCGAGUCCAGCUCUUCCAUGAACUCCAACACCCCACUGGUGAGGAUAACGACACGUCUGUCCUCAACAGCGGACACCCCAAUGCUAGCAGGGGUCUCAGAGUACGAGUUGCCAGAGGAUCCAAAGUGGGAAUUCCCCAGAGAUAAGCUGACGCUGGGCAAACCCCUGGGGGAAGGUUGCUUCGGGCAAGUAGUCAUGGCUGAAGCAGUGGGAAUCGAUAAAGACAAACCCAAGGAGGCGGUCACCGUGGCAGUGAAGAUGUUGAAAGACGAUGCCACAGAGAAGGACCUUUCUGAUCUGGUGUCAGAGAUGGAGAUGAUGAAGAUGAUUGGUAAACAUAAGAACAUCAUCAAUCUCCUGGGGGCCUGCACUCAAGAUGGACCUCUCUACGUCAUAGUUGAAUAUGCAUCGAAAGGCAACCUCCGGGAAUACCUCCGAGCCCGGAGGCCACCCGGCAUGGAGUACUCUUAUGACAUUAACCGAGUCCCCGAGGAACAGAUGACCUUCAAGGACUUAGUGUCCUGCACCUACCAGCUGGCUAGAGGCAUGGAGUAUUUGGCUUCCCAAAAAUGUAUCCAUCGGGAUUUGGCAGCCAGAAACGUGUUGGUAACAGAAAACAACGUGAUGAAGAUAGCAGACUUUGGCCUGGCCAGGGAUAUCAACAACAUAGACUAUUAUAAAAAGACUACAAAUGGGCGACUUCCAGUCAAGUGGAUGGCUCCUGAAGCCCUUUUUGAUAGAGUUUACACUCAUCAGAGUGAUGUCUGGUCCUUCGGGGUGUUAAUGUGGGAGAUCUUUACUUUAGGGGGCUCACCCUACCCAGGGAUUCCCGUGGAGGAACUUUUUAAACUGCUCAAAGAGGGACACAGGAUGGACAAGCCUACCAACUGCACCAAUGAGCUGUACAUGAUGAUGAGGGACUGCUGGCAUGCUGUGCCCUCACAGAGACCCACAUUCAAGCAGUUGGUUGAAGACUUGGAUCGAAUUCUGACUCUCACAACCAAUGAGGAAUACUUGGACCUCACCCAGCCACUCGAACAGUAUUCUCCUAGUUACCCCGACACAAGGAGCUCUUGUUCUUCAGGGGAUGAUUCUGUGUUUUCUCCAGACCCCAUGCCUUAUGAACCCUGCCUGCCUCAAUAUCCGCACAUAAACGGCAGUGUUAAAACAUGAGCGAACGUGUCUUCCUGUCCCCAAACAGGACAGCACCAGGAACCUACUUACACUGAGCAGAGAGGCUGUGCCUCCAGAGCGUGUGACACGCCUCCACUUGUAUAUAUGGAUCAGAGGAGUAAAUAGUGGGAAAGCAUAUUUGUCACGUGUGUAAAGAUUUCUACAGUUGGAAACAUGUUACCUUCCCAGGAAAGGAAGACUGUUCCCUGAUAAGUGGACAGCCACAAGCCACCUCGCCACCCUCUCUGACCUAUCAUGUGUGCUGGCUGUGCCCGAGUUGGACUCAAGGCAGACAGGUGUUCUGCCUUCCUUGUUAAUUUUGUAAUAAUUGGAGAAGAUAUAUGUCAGCACAUACUUACAGAGCACAAACGCAGUAUAUAGGUGCUGGAUGUAUGUAAAUAUAUUCAAAUUAUGUAUAAAUAUAUAUUAUAUAUUUACAAGGAAUUAUUUUUUGUAUUGAUUUUAAAUGGAUGUCCUGAUGCACCUAGAAAAUUGGUCUUUUUUUUUUUUUAAAUAGAUAUUUGCUAAAUGCUGUUCUUAGAAUUUCUUAAUUUUCGCCAAGCAGAGGUGGGAAAAGACUUUUGCUUUCAGGGAAAAUGGUGUCACAUUAAUUUAUUAACGAAUUGGUAAUAUACGAAACAAUUAAUCAUCUAUAGUUUUUUUUUUUUGUAAUUUAAGUGGCAUUUCUAUGCAGGCAGCACAGAGGACUAGUUAAUCUAUUGCUUGGACUUAACUGGUUAUUGGAUCCUUGGAGAAGAGAAAUAUUUACGAUAUAUGACUAAUUUGGGGGGAAAUGAUGUUUUGAUUUAUUUGUGUUUCAACUCUGCUGUCCAAUGAUUAUAUCUAGACACCUCAAUGCCCAUGUUUCAAGAAACCUGUUAAACUCUGUCACCCCAGUGUAACAAUUAACCAGACUUCCCAAGACAAAUGGUACCAGCAUCCUCAUCCCAAGAUGCCUUCCUCACCUCUCUGGAGAACAGACUUCCAUUGGAAUGAUAGCAGGUGGCUCUUGUUUAGCAGCUGGCCUUCUGCCUGAGUCACACACCCAUCACAUUUGCCUUGUGUCUCCUCCGUGAGUUUUAAUAACAGCGUCAGGUUCUUCAGCAUCCAAAGCCCUUUGAGGAAAUCUCCAUCCUCUCAGAAUAUCAAAAGCCCAGCAUCAUUCUGUUGAGAGUUUGGGACCUCCUUCCAUCUUCUUAAGGGUUUGUUUCAGGCUUCUACUCACUUCUUACAAGACCUCACCUCACUAAAAGAUCUGGCCCAAUAGCUACAUCCGACAAGAUAACGUUGAUUGUUGAUGUUGAUCUCUGUAUUCAAGUAUUGUGUUUUGCUUUGGAUACACCCACUCACUUUGCUACAGUCAUGCGACAUGAAUGCAGAUUACACUGAUUUUAUGUGUUUUGAAAUUGGAGAAAGUAUUUAAUAAAACCUGUUAAUUUUUAUACUGACAAUAAAAAAUGUUUCUACAGAUAUUAAUGUUAACAAGACAAAAUAAAUGUCACGCAGCUUAUUUUUUUAACA
Messenger RNA from Apodemus sylvaticus (European woodmouse), 4667 nucleotides. It is a transcript of the gene Fgfr2, whose product is annotated as fibroblast growth factor receptor 2. The record is from RefSeq and is a predicted model, not a curated record. Gene Ontology annotation, biological process: protein phosphorylation; positive regulation of kinase activity; positive regulation of cell population proliferation. Lineage: Eukaryota; Metazoa; Chordata; Mammalia; Rodentia; Muridae. Gene Ontology annotation, molecular function: ATP binding; fibroblast growth factor receptor activity; fibroblast growth factor binding. The transcript has 18 exons. The coding region runs from base 630 to 3146 and encodes 838 amino acids. Gene Ontology annotation, cellular component: signaling receptor complex; membrane.